Molecule: messenger RNA, 1842 nt
Organism: Harmonia axyridis
Lineage: Eukaryota; Metazoa; Arthropoda; Insecta; Coleoptera; Coccinellidae
Gene: Cdk7
Product: cyclin-dependent kinase 7
Exons: 1
Coding region: 167-1189 (340 amino acids)
Biological process (GO): protein phosphorylation; positive regulation of transcription by RNA polymerase II
Cellular component (GO): transcription factor TFIIK complex; cytoplasm; transcription factor TFIIH holo complex
Molecular function (GO): ATP binding; cyclin-dependent protein serine/threonine kinase activity; RNA polymerase II CTD heptapeptide repeat kinase activity
Source: RefSeq, a predicted model, not a curated record
CCAGUCUUAUCUGAAUUUUUUAAAUUGUUUUUAGUGUUGGGACAGUGUUGACUGUUACUGAGAUUCAACUAGUCGUAUAUGAUUUUGAAUAGUACAAGUUCUAAGGAAAUAAUAAUUAAUUCAAAUCCAAUCCUUGCUUCGUAUAUCCUUGAGAAUUCAAAAUACAAUGUUUCACAGAAAAAGAAAGUAUGAUAAGAUUAAAUUCUUAGGAGAAGGUCAAUUUGCCACAGUCUUUAAAGCUAAAAAUUUACAAACAGGAAGCAUAGUAGCAGUAAAAAAAAUUAAAAUUGGUAGUAAACAAGAAGUACAAGAUGGAGUUAAUCGAACAGCAUUGCGUGAAAUAAAAUUAUUACAAGAAUUAAACCAUGAGAAUUUGAUGUGCUUACUCGAUGUUUUUGGCCACAUAUCUAAUAUAUCAUUGGUGUUUGAUUUUAUGGACACUGAUUUAGAGGUAAUAAUCAAGGAUAAUACAUUAAUUCUCACUACAGCUCAUAUAAAAUCUUACAUUAUACAAACUCUUCAAGGAUUAGAAUACUUACAUAUGAAUUGGAUGCUACACAGGGAUCUUAAACCCAAUAAUUUAUUGGUUAAUGCUGAUGGUGUCCUCAAAAUUGGUGAUUUUGGAUUGGCAAAGUUAUUUGGCUCUCCAUCUAGACUUCUAACACAUCAAGUAGUUACUAGAUGGUAUAGGGCUCCAGAACUCUUAUUUGGAGCUAAACAAUAUGGAACAGGAGUUGAUAUGUGGGCUGUAGGCUGCAUUUUAGGGGAAUUAUUAUUGAGAGUACCUUUGUUUCCUGGCGAAUCAGACCUAGACCAAUUGACGAAAAUUUUUACAGUAUUUGGAAACCCAACAGAAGAAAACUGGCCAGGAUUGAAAUCGCUGAUUGAUUAUAUUGAAUUCAAACCAUUUAUUCCAAUUCCACUGAAAAAUAUUUUUACUGCUGCUGGAGAUGAUUUACUGGAUGUUCUUGAAAAUAUUUUAUAUUUAAAUCCUUUGAAGAGAAAGACUUGUACACAGUGUUUACAAAUGCCUUUCUUUUCCAAUAAACCAGCUCCUACACCUGGAUCUAAGUUACCAUUACCACAGAAAGUAAGAAGUACUGUAGAAGCAGAACCAAAUGCACUUAAAAGAAAAUUAGCUAAUGAUAGUUCUGUUGGUCCAACAUUGGCAAAAAGGUUAUUUUUUUAACUUGAGAGAUGUAAUUUGAUUCAAUUUUGAUUUCCUAAAUAAAAUAUUUUCCACCUUUAAAUUGUGAUUGAAAAGAUUAGUCUAAUGAAUAAUAAUGGUCAAUAAAUUAACUAUAUGUAAAUUUAAAUAAUAAUGUUCAUUAUUUUUUUAUGAAGGUAAUAUCUAUUAAUUUAAAGUGAUAUAUUUUGGUGAAUUGUAAAAGAAAUUAGAGAAUAAUUUUGAUUUCAUGCUCAACAGUUUUAAUGCAAUGUUAUUAAUUUUAUAUUUAGUACUGAUGGAUGGCUCAUGAACUUUACAUAAAUCAGUAUUUAGUAAUCUUUUUUUAACAAAAUUACAAAAUGUAUAAAGGGCAACCCAUUAAAUUCAUGGAGAGUAUAUUGAAUUUGUCAAUAAACAGUGAAUAAUGUAUUAUAUGUAUAUUUAUACUUUGUGUAGUUUAUUAAAAUUUAAUGGAAAAUGUUGUUAAGAUAGUAAUGAAAAAUAAAUUAGGUUUCUCAAAAAACUUAUGAAAAAUAAAAAUAUAUUUGACUUGCAUUUGAAGGUAUGAAUAGAUAUAUCAUUGACUUCAGUUCAAAAAUAAUGAAGUAAUAAUAUUGUUCAGAAAUACUUCUAUAAAUUUUUGUAAUAUAAUUCAAUACACAGGAUAAAUUAUA